This is a messenger RNA of Cryptomeria japonica (Japanese cedar), 957 nucleotides long. Its product is annotated as putative anthocyanidin reductase. Lineage: Eukaryota; Viridiplantae; Streptophyta; Pinopsida; Cupressales; Cupressaceae. The transcript has 5 exons. Gene Ontology annotation, molecular function: oxidoreductase activity, acting on the CH-OH group of donors, NAD or NADP as acceptor. The record is from RefSeq and is a predicted model, not a curated record. Bases 1 to 957 code for a protein of 318 amino acids.
AUGGGGAGCGAGGGUAUGAAUGGUGUAAGGGUUGUGUGUGUUACAGGAGGAGGGGGUUACAUUGGAUCAUGGCUUGUCAAGAAUCUUCUUCAGGGUGGUUAUACAGUACACGCCACUCUCAGAGACCCAGGAGAUAGGACGAAAUGUGGGCCUUUGAUGGCUCUGGCAGGGGCUCAAGAGAGGCUUAAGCUCUUCCAAGCGGAUCUCUUAGAAGAGGGCAGCUUCGAUUCUGCAGUGGAGGGCUGUCAAGGAGUUUUUCAUGUAGCGGGUCCCAUGGGUGCUCAAGAAAACACUCUGGUAAUUACUGAUUUAUUUAUUUCAAACCAUAAGUUGGGAUACUCCUGCCCGCUGGAUGAGAAGGGAGAAUUGUGCUCUUCAUUCCGUGAUGAAUCAUGUUGGAGCCCUCUAAAUUUCCUCAAAUCUCAAACAAAUAGACUGGCAUGGUAUAUGGCUGCCAAGACUUUAGCAGAACAAGAGGCUCUUAAAUAUGGUGCUCAUAACAAGCUUGACCUGGUGACCAUCCUACCGCCUACUGUCGUUGGGCCUUGGCUUACAAGUACGCCUGCUUUUACGUCUUCCCAAACAAUACUAGCCCUAAUUGGAGAAAAUGAUAUGUAUUAUAAAGCCUUUAAGUUUGCUCAAUUCCUUACGGGAUCUAUAGGCAUAGUUCAUAUUGAUGACAUCUGUAAUGCCCACAUAUUUUUGAUGGAGCAUCCUACUGCACAAGGCCGCCAUAUUUGCUGCACUGAUUCUAGGAGCCUUAACUCUCUCAAAAAGUGUGUCGCUAAACAAUUAAAUCUUUCCCUCAAGUUUGAUGAAGAAGACUCGGUCACACAAUAUGUAUCAGUUUCUUCAAAGAAAUUGUUGGACAUGGGCUUCACAUACAAAUAUGAUUUGGAAGAAGCUUUUAAAGAGACCAUAGAUUGUGCCAUUCAAAAAGGAAUUUUGAAGUUGUAA